UGGAUCAGUUUUGGGCUGGGCUGACCUAACAAAAAUACAUAAUGUGGCCUGGACCGAUCAAACCUUUCUGCGAAGACUCCAGUCCGACCAAGAAAGUGUCUGUUCUCCACCUCGACUCAAAAACACAUGAGAUAUAAGUAAUAGAACUGGGUCCCCACUCCCCAGUUAUAACCGAGGAAGGAGGAUUACUGUAAGCUGUAAUCCGUUUGAUAUAUUUUUCCUUUUUUUAGUUGGAGUUUUGAAUUGCUGACAGAGAGACAGAGAGAGGCGGAGAUGGGCUUGUCGUCCCUAAUUCUCCUUAUUUUGUUUUAUCUGUUCAAUUAUGUCUCGGCCGAGCAGAUCUUAGCUACCCAUCCUGCAGGUGUGUCAUUUGGGCAUAGCUCCCGUGAACCAAAAUACAAGAUUGAAUUUCAUUCAGUGGGAUCACCCUUUCAUCCUGAUGAAGAUCAAGAAUCAGUUGUAAUGUCAAGCAAAGAUGGCCAGAAAUUCCAAUGUUUCUUGCCCAGGGUUGAGAAAUCCAGAACUGGAAAAGAAGUAACCCAACACAAUACUAGCAACAUGAUUGUGGAAACUGAGAGACGGGCUAACUUGAAGACACCGGAUGAGUUACUUGAAUUGCUAAAGGAGGGAUGCUUCAUUAGACAAGAGGGUUGGUGGUCGUAUGAGUUUUGUUAUCAGAAGCAUUUGCGGCAAUUUCAUUUGGAGGAAGAUAAGGUGGUUCAGGAGUUUAUUUUAGGUUUGUAUGAUGCUGAGGCAACUGCUGCUUUCCACCAGAACCUAUCUGAUGUGUCUAAGUUGAAAGAUCCUCGUUCAAAAGAUGCCUCUCAAAGGUAUCAUGCUCAUCAGUACACAAAUGGAACCAUAUGUGAUCUCACAAAUCAGCCUCGGGAAACUGAGGUGAGGUUUGUAUGUUCUGAGCAGCCUAGAGUUAUGAUUAGUUCCAUAACAGAGCUGUCCACUUGCAAAUAUGCUACAACAAUUCAAAGUCCCAUGCUUUGUAAGCACCCCUUAUUUCAGGAAGAGAGACCAGUUUGGCAUACCAUCAACUGUAACAAGCUUCCACGAGACCGCAAAGAGAAGAAUGUGGAAAGCAGCUCAAAAGAUAGACAGAUAAAUAUGGUAACAGACAUUGAAUUUCCAUCUAACCAUUAUUCACAACAACAUGCCACAUAAACGUAUACGAUGCUGCAAACAUGUUACUAGAUACUGACAUGGAGAGCUUUCUCAUUAUCAUUAGAGGAUAGCAGAAUUUGUAACUCGGAUAUAAAUUUCUAUUAAUGAAUCUCAAAUCAGUUCUUUAAGUUCAUCUUGUUGAAUCCUUACAAAUUGGGCCAUAUUUUGACUUGUAAUAAAAGGCCAUUGUUCUUGGGAGGCACA
This is a messenger RNA of Nelumbo nucifera (sacred lotus), 1377 nucleotides long. RefSeq names its product ER lectin-like protein (gene OS9). Lineage: Eukaryota; Viridiplantae; Streptophyta; Magnoliopsida; Proteales; Nelumbonaceae. The record is from RefSeq and is a predicted model, not a curated record. Gene Ontology annotation, cellular component: endoplasmic reticulum lumen. Gene Ontology annotation, biological process: endoplasmic reticulum unfolded protein response; ERAD pathway; retrograde protein transport, ER to cytosol.